AAGCCACGCGUAUGUCGUUCACUUGAGGCUAAUUACUUGCAGACUACUUACAAUUUACAACAAAUUACAACAACCUACACACGAUGUUUGCUUUUGUAAAGCUGAAAGGCCUUCCUGGAAAUUUAGCAUAGUGUUGACUAUCCCCUGACGUUUAUCUUCAAUCGAGGACCAGCCACCACCACUACCAUGCUGGUGCUGUCAUUCUGAGAGCAACCCAUCUUGUCAGGGAUGGACUACUACCCAGCAGAGGUGGCCACUCCGCCUUUGGCUCUGGUCGCCCUCUUGGGAUGUCCUGGGCUCCAUGGAAUCGUUGGAGAAUUUUUGCGGGCGGCCCAUAAACCGCCCAUAAACUCCCUUGGCAUCGGGGACCCUGCUAUGGCUGGACGCAUCUUCGAAGAAAAGAAGGCUUCGAUGACCGCCCAUAGCGGCCCGUUGAAUAUCCUAAAGGCGGACUGGUUCGCCAAGCACAGGCAGCAGAGGCCUGCAGUCGCCGCUGUCUUCUUUGAGCGGGAGGCCGUAACGGGGGAUCCGGCGCAGUGGGCGCGCGUGCUGGCGGGGCUGGAGGCGGUGCGGCAGGCCACGCGGCCGCGAGGCGCACGAGUCGUGUUAGUCAUCGUGCAUCCGCCCAGUGGUCCGCCCAUCGACCUGCCUGAAGACCGCCUUGCUGGCCUCACACGGCAGGCCGGCCUGGACAGGCGGUGGGUGGUGAACAUGGGGACCGGGGAGGGGGAGGUCGGGCUGCGGCGUCUGGGGCGUUCCCUGUACGAGGCGGCCGGCGCAUUCUACGCCGACGACGCGCGCCGGCGGCUGGCCGUCCACGCCGAGCGCCGCAACCCAUCACCCGCCAUCUCCGCGCGCACCGCGUUCAAGGCAUGCACUCUUUUUAUUUUGCUCCUCUGCUUUCUUUAUCCUUCACCUCUGGGCUCGGGAUGUGCGGCUGCACUGGCUGAGUUUCGCGCGGAUUGGGCGACAGCCGUGCGCACGUACCAGGCGGCCUACGCUGAGCUGCUGCGCGUUGACCAGGCCGGCCCGCUGCCGCUGCAGCGCUGGGCUGAGUUGGCAGCCGUCGCCGAACUGGUGCACCUCAAGGUGGUGACGCUGCUGCUGCACCAGCAGUGCGUGGCCGAGGCGCUGGCGCAGUUCCGGGCGCACAUCGGCGCGUUCCGGCAGCCGCCGCUGCCGCCGCCGCCGGCCGCCGCGGCCGCGCACGCCGCGUGGCUGGUGCGCCAGUACACAGUCAUGGCCCAGCUCCUCUCCCAACGCGUCGACGCCGGGCUGCUGCCGCCGCAGCGGGAGGCGCAGCCGGCCCACUUCUUCCUGGGGGCGGCGCACGCGGCGGUGGAGAGGCGGAGAGCUGCGCAGCGCGCGAGGGAACUCCGCCCGACAGGUGCCGCGGCGGCCGCGCCGGCCGUCGUGCCGGGGGCGUACGUUGGGCAGUUUCUGGCGGCGGACGGGCUGCGUCGCCUGUCUGAGGAGGAGUUCCUCCACUUCCUCGAGGUGUCAAAGCUUGGUGCGGGCGCUGAGCUGGCGUCCGCAGCGCUCGAGAAGUUGAAAGCGGCGCACGAGUUAGUAAUGGCGUCCGGCGGCAACCGGCAGACGCGGCUGGCGUACCACCUGGGAGCGCUGAUGGCGCGCGAGCAGCUCGUUGCUCAGGACCCGGCAGCUGCGCGGCGGCUUCUGCUCUCUGUAGCAGGCAUUUAUAGGCGGGAGGGCUGGGAGGUUCCGUUGGGGGCCGCUCUACUAGAGCUGCGCGAGUGUGCUGCCAGGCUCAAACUGCACGAGGAGCAUGUGAGGUAUUCGCUGGAGCUCUCCGCCCUGAGGCGUUCCUUGGAUCUGCCCCAGCGAGAGGCCAUCGCUAGGACUGCAGUGGCCACCCUCUGCAGUGCAGAACCCCCGCCGCCCUCUCCACCUGUCUCCCCUAUCGCCAAGCCAGGCAGCACGGAGGUGGCAAAGGAGAAGUCCGUAACGGGCGCAGCGCUGGAAAUCCGUGUCCGGCCCGUCAGCUACGGGAUGCUGUCCGUGCUGGCGCUGUCGUGCGGUUUCCAGACCCUUGCAGCCCCCGAUGACGUCAGUGACGAGUCAUCGAGCGACCGGCGGCCGUCAGCGUGCUUCGGCGUUGCCAUCUGGAGCAACGUCCCGGUGGAUCUACCCGCUUCCUCCGUAACGAGCAGGGAGGCAGAAGCUUCAGGGUACCCUGCGCGGCCUGCGCCGGCAGAGGGCGCGCCCCCGGACGCAGGCCGUGCCAAGGGGAACGAAUCAGGGGAACAGAAUCAAGCGGUCCUGAUCAGGCCCGGGCAGUGGACGCGCGUCUGGGCAGCCUGGGUGCCCGCAGCGGGCAGCCUGGCAAGAGUUACCGAAGUGAUUGUGAACUUCGGCGCACACGCCGCCCUCGUGUGGAGCCUCGGCAAUUUCCCCCCGGGUACCGUGCCCAUCGGGCAGGCUGCUGAUGAUGCGCGGCCGCCGUUUGCAAACGGCGCCGUGUUGGCCGGCAGCUACGAGCUCGAUGUUCCCUCCUCGCAUGCGGCGCCCGUCCUCGAAGUGGGGGCUCUGGAGGUGGCGGCUGCGGGCGAGGAGGCCUCAGCAGACAUAACAGUGUCCGUGAAGGGCGCACUUUUCCGGGCAAUCCUCAGCCUCAGUGCUGCCUACCCUGACGCUGCCGGCACGGCGCCUGAGCUCUUCCUCACCCCCUCCAGCAUCUCUGCCGGCGAGGCCGAGCCAAUGAGCAAUGCGCUGACAGUGAGCCUGGAUGACUGUACAUCCGGUCAGCUGCAGAGGCGCGUCCAGAUCAGGCUGCCACGCAGCGGGCGAGUCGUGCUCAGCGUGCGCCUGAACUACCAGACAGCAGCGGAGGGUGGUGAGGCGUGCCAGGUCAGCCUGCAGGCAGGCAUCGCCGUGAUAGACCCUUUCCAGCUGCGGCUUGCGUGCUCCGCGCCUGCCCGCUCCUGCGCCCUCAUCCUCGCAGACCCCGAGGCAGAAGAGCAGGAGGGGGCGCCGGUGCCCAACGUGCUGCCCAUUGGGCAGCCCUGCAUUGCCCAGGCUUCGCUGGCAUCCCUGAUGCCCUGUGACAUCAUGCUGUGUGAUGUCAGCGUGGAAGCGCCAGCCAAUGAAGACCAGGAAUCUCCUGGUGUGUCUGUGGUGGGCUUUGUGUCAACGGCGACAGCAGAGGACCCGGUGCUGUUCAGGAAAGGCGAUGUGCACACGGUGGUUGCGCAGAUUCUGAGUCAGCGCGCCGGCCGCAGCGUUCGCUCCGGCCACCUGAAGGUGACGUGGCAGCGCAGCAGGCCACCGGACGUGAGGACUGUACGCAGCAGUGAGCUUCCCCCGGGCCACCCCGAUCCAGAAACAACGGUGGCGGGGGUCCCCCCGGCGGUGGUGACGCGGGUCCCCCUGCCAGCGCAGGACUGGGGGGCCCCGGCGCUGGAGGCGGCCGCCGAGUGGCCGCAGGCCGCGACGGCCGGGGCAGCUUUUGAGCUGCGCAUAAACCUGCACAACCGGACUCACCAUCUCGUCGAGCUUGGAGUUCGCCUGGGGGACACCUCAGGCUUUGUACUGGAAGGCACGCGGGUGGGCAGCAUAAGCAUGCUGCCAUACCAGGAGGGAACGCUGCGCUACCAGCUCAUCGCGACGGCUGCGGGCAGCCUUCCGCUGCCCGAGGUGCACCUAACCGCUGCCCGCUGGGCAGCCGCUCUGCAGCCGCUCGCCGGCCGCCGCGUCUUCGCGCACCCCCCGGCGCCAUCGGAUCCCCUCCCCGCUGCCGGGGGGAUUGCUGCCGCUGCAAACCUAGCUGCAGGGUUUGCGCAGCUGAGCACCUAA
Molecule: messenger RNA, 3813 nt
Organism: Coccomyxa subellipsoidea C-169
Lineage: Eukaryota; Viridiplantae; Chlorophyta; Trebouxiophyceae; Coccomyxaceae
Exons: 21
Coding region: 229-3813 (1194 amino acids)
Source: RefSeq, a predicted model, not a curated record